Molecule: messenger RNA, 1977 nt
Organism: Cicer arietinum (chickpea)
Lineage: Eukaryota; Viridiplantae; Streptophyta; Magnoliopsida; Fabales; Fabaceae
Cellular component (GO): membrane
Source: RefSeq, a predicted model, not a curated record
AUAAAAAGAAAAAGCGGAGAAAAGCAGGGAAAAACAACUAAACCAAAAGCAAAGUAAUCAAGUUUAAAUCAUUUUUUAAGAGCCGAAAGCACAAACAAAGCGUUUUCUCUCUGUUUUCAUUUUUCUGUUAUUUUAUUUUUGUUGUUUAAUUAAUCUUUCUCUGAAGAGAGAGAUAGAGAGAAAGAUUGAAAAGAGAACGGAACCAACCGCUUCAAGAAACAUUGAUCCAAUGCUCACUCGUAAAUAGAUCUGCGUCUUCUCUACCAUUGCCUUCAUCUACUUCUACCUCAGUACCGGGGAAUAGAAUAGAAGAUCUUAAUUGAAUGACGUCCAUUUCUUGUCUGCUCUGUUCAUGCGCUGCGUAGCAUUGCUGUGUUGAAGAAGAUAUGGAAACUGGGGAAAACAACAAUGGUAACGAGGGAUGUAUCAUAUACAAGUCAUGGUGCAGCCAAUUUCGAAAUGCAUCCAAUCCUUGGAUGGCAAGAUAUGUCUAUGGCUUGAUUUUUCUUGUGGCAAAUCUCCUGGCCUGGGCUGCUCGUGACUACGGUCGUGGUGCUUUAACAGAAAUGGAGAGAUUAAAAGGAUGCAAUGGUGGAAAAGACUGUUUGGGUGCUGAAGGUGUUUUGCGUGUGAGCUUGGGUUGCUUUAUAUUCUAUAUCAUACUUUUUUUGUCAACUACUGGCACUUCUAAACUAAACCAAGUCAGAAAUACAUGGCACUCUGGAUGGUGGUCAGUCAAGAUUGUUCUCUGGGCUGUCAUGACUGUCAUCCCAUUUUUUCUUCCUUCUGGCUUUAUUCAAAUUUAUGGGGAGGUGGCGCAUUUUGGUGCCGGGGUUUUCCUCCUAAUUCAACUAAUAAGCAUAAUCAGCUUCAUCACAUGGCUGAAUGAUUGCUGUGCGUCUGAAAAAUAUGCAGCACGUUGCCAAAUUCAUGUGAUGUUGUUUGCAACGACUGCAUAUGUCGUCUGUUUGGUGGGGAUCAUUUUGAUGUACAUUUGGUAUGCACCAGAACCAUCUUGCCUUCUCAACAUUUUCUUCAUUACUUGGACUCUAGUACUUGUCCAACUCAUGACUAGCGUGUCUUUGCACCCAAAAGUUAAUGCUGGUAUUCUAACUCCAGGGCUGAUGGGGCUUUAUGUUGUCUUCCUAUGCUGGUGCGCUAUUAGAAGUGAACCUGCUGGAGAAAACUGCAUCAGGAAGUCAGACUCUGCUACCAAAACGGACUGGCUAAGCAUCAUUAGCUUUGUUGUUGCAAUACUUGCAAUCGUUAUAGCGACAUUUUCAACAGGCAUAGAUUCCAAAUGCUUUCAGUUCCGGAAGGAUGAUACGCCAGCAGAGGAUGAUGUACCGUAUGGUUAUGGCUUCUUCCAUUUUGUUUUUGCCACUGGAGCAAUGUAUUUUGCUAUGCUAUUGGUUGGAUGGAAUAGUCACCAUUCUAUGAGAAAAUGGACAAUUGAUGUGGGCUGGACAAGCACCUGGGUCAGAAUAGUAAAUGAAUGGCUGGCAGUCUGUGUUUAUUUGUGGAUGCUGGUAGCUCCAAUGAUAUGGAAGAGUAGACAUGCUGCUUCUACUUGAGAAAUUUGAGACAUAACCAUCCUAGUUGUGAAGUUUUGUUGAGAAUGAAUAUAUUCAUAGUCCCAUAUCUCCCCUGUACAUGUAGUGGACUCCUCCAGCUCUGCAGAUAGGAAAAAGAAUUGCAAUUACACCAUCCAGAAAAUUCCUUCUUACACAUAAAAACCGAUUGUUCUUUAGAGGACACUGGAUGCACGAAUAUGGAUUGGAUUUGUGCUAUUUCCGCAUGAAGAUAUGCAGUCCUUUCACCCCAUCAAGGGAGUAACAAAGAGAACUACAUUUUUUACCUGUACAUGUGUCAAUGAGGAAGCUUAAUGUUAAAACAAUUUAAUAGAUGCAUAUUUCAAUCAUUUUUUGAAUUAUCAGUCUCAUUGAUAGAGAAGUUUUGAUGCUGACUUUACCAUAA